ACCUGCAACGUCUUCUCAUCUUCCAAUGGGACUCUGGGAAGCCCCCUAGUUGAUCAAAGUAUGUUUGAGAACUCCACUGCCCAGCAGCAGAGUCCUCAGACCUCAAGGCCGGGCCAGCCCUCAACCCGACGCUCCGCAGCAUCAGCUAAUCAUAACCUGGGGUCCAGCUCUGUGGACUCUCCAUCAUCUGGUGGCCAACAGAGGCUUAAAAAUGCCAUUAAUCUGGGCAAGGCUGUCGGCGCAAAGGUCAAUGACUUGUUAAGAAGAAAGGAGCCCAGUCACCUCGGAGACAUCGGGGUCACUGAGGUCAACAAGAACGUUGAUUCUGUGUGGAGCUGUAUGGACCAACUCAAUCAGACCACUGCAAACAGUCACAUCUCCUCCUUUGACUCCUUCCCCCGGCUGGACCCACCACCCCCAUCGGGGAAGAAGCGCCUCCCGCGGGCCCUGAAGACCACACAGGACAUGAUGAUCUCCUCCGACCCCGUGGUCUCCUCUCCGGACCCUGCUGACUCUUCCUCCUUCCCCUCGUCUCCUGACAAGACGCCUCUCAUCGCCAAGGAGGAGCCGAGGAACAGCGAGGAGCAGCAGCAGGCCGUGAAGGAGGUCGAGGGAUCAGAAGAGCUCACAUUGCCUCCAGGCCCAGCAGAGAAGAAAUCUGCUGCUGAUUGUUGGGAGACGACAGGAAGCAACGGCAAAGUUGAUGAAGUGAUAGGUGAAGAAGAAGAUGUAGUGGAAAAUGGGAGCAAUGGAGGAGGUGAAGAGAAACAUCAGUCCCAGCUGCAGCUCUCUGUGCCAGACCUCAUCAACAAAGAUCCCCUGGAGCCCAGAGUUAAGCCCUCCGACGUGUGGCAGAAGGCACCGGGGCCGGACUCACGGCUGGCCUCCACCCGCUCGGGGAAAACUUCCUGCCGCAUCAGCCUGGGCGAGGAUAUCCUGCUGGGUAACGGCGCCCCCUACAGUAAAGGCACCGGAGUGAGCGCUGAUGACUCAGAGACCCACCCGGACCUGCUGUCGUUUGAGUAACGAGCAGAGUCAGAUACCAGUCCAGUAUGUCUCAAAAAGUUUGAAAGUUCUGCUCUUAAUUUCAACUGGAGAGGCUCGAGGGGUAAUUCAAACAGACUGAUGAUAAGUACUGUGGAUCAAAUAUUCACUGCCACUUUAAAUAUUUAACUCUCCCCGCUCCAGGGUUUGCCUUAGGAAAAGGGAACAAGGGCUUCCGGGAAUCAGAGCAGGGGCCGGAUCUGUUUCUUUUUUAACACUUGAGCAUCUUUUUAGAUGUGUGGAGGAGUUCAAAUGUCAAAUGAAGUGAGUUAACUCUGACCUCGUUAUGGUGCAGUGAGAUUUAAAAUAUUAACAUUUCAACCAUGAAACACACGACUAUUAAGAAAUAUUAUUUUAUCAGCAUAGUGUAUUGAUCAUGUUUUAGCUCUUCUAAGAUUUUAUAACAUGUCAUGUCUGCUUUAUGAAUGCAAUAAUACCAGAUAAUUUAAUAACGAAUGUAAUCAAUGUCAUGAAAUAUCCCUCUAAAUGGGCAAAAAAACUUUAAAAUCUUUGUUUCAUGUCCCACUGUUUGUCCAUAUCAUACAAAAGCUGCUAAAAUGCAACCAAUUACAAACUACAACCAAUACGUGUUAUAUAGAAAUGUAAUUUGCUUUCGACAUAAUUACAAUACUAAGUUUUAGCAGAAUUUUCAUCAGUGUAAUAGUAUUUCCAGUAUGGACAGUUUCUUGAAUUGAAGGAAACGAGAGGGAGAGGCUGAAGGGAAUGUGGACGUGUCAGAGAUGGACUGGUUUUUGGGGUAGUUCACUUUCAGUUCAGUCGGUACAAAAUAUCCUGCAGUGUUUGUCAGGACUGGAAGCCUUUUGACCCGUAGCUUCAUUCAUAUUAAAUCAUUCCUGACCCCCUUUUGGUCCAGUAGGAUUUUAAGAUCUUGUCCUUUCCUACAUUGGUGUGUGUGCCAGUACAUACAGAUACUAAUUCUAAAAAUAAUUGUAAUUUUUGGGGCAAAAAUCUAUCAUAAUCACAAAUAUUAAAGCUUUACCUAUUAAUCCCAGAUAGUGUAAAUUCGCAACAGUAAAAAUGGGUUCAUCUUUAAUCUUUGAUUAAGCAAAUAUUAGUAGAAACUAAACUGAGCAAUCAGACUCAGGUGAUUUAGCCAGAAUGGCUUCCAGUCUUUCUUUCUGCUGACAAAAAUUGUGUUCUGAGCUGGCUAAACUUAAAGUAGAUUCUUUUUUCUCCCCCAAAAAACCUAACAGAGAGUCGGGAUGAAAGGAUGGAUGGGCGCACAGGCGACAUAUGGAGGGUGGGCUGGUGAAAAGUUGUUUUUGAGCAAAAGACCGAGAAGAUAAUGAGCUGUCAACAGAGAGAGAUGAAAGCCGGAAAUUCUAUUCUAGCAGAAUCAUUAAACGCCAGACCAAAGACAUGAAUUAGCAGCUCUGUCAGGAAGUGUUUGUUUUUUUGUCAUAUUGUUACUUUGUGAAAAGAGAAGCAAUAACUCAUACAGAAGAUAUGAUUAUUUCUCUUUUAUUUUCACUUCAUCUUUUAAGGAAAAAGUUAAAACCAAAGUCAAAGCAUUUUAAACAAUUUAAAAGCAAUUCACAUGCUUGUUUAAGAUCUCCGGACUUUCCUGACUCAGUCAGAUGUGUUUUGCUUCUCAAAGGUGAGCCGACAUUAACAGGAAAUAACGUGUUAAUGUCAUCAGUGUGUCAUUGAAGGAUCUGGCUGCAAUGGUUAUUUUUAGCACAAUCAAAGUGGAAAUCUUUAUUUUUAUAACACUAUUAUCAGAGCAUCUGACACACAUGGAAAGCAAGCUUACAGAUGUCAAAACCAGACCCUAAAAAUAAUCAGAUUUUCUGAGAGAUCCCCAAGUGGGUCCUUGCAGGGAUUUCCUAACUUCAAAAAAGGGCAAAAAAUUCCCAGAAGACCCUGAGACGGACACAGAGCCAGCUGUAGUUGCGGUUAGGUCGUGCCCAGCAGAAUGAGAGGAAUGUGGAGCUGCUCUGUAAGAGAAAGGAAGCUUUGUCUCUCUCAGUCUGUUUCCUGUCUCUCUGACUUUGUCUUACAUACUGCAAAUGUCCCCAUUUAUUUUAAAGCAGAGGCAAAACAGCUGGAAAACACAGGACAAACCAAAUUACAAAAAAAUAUUUUUCCCAAAUUGUUGUAUCAAGCGAUCCUCAGACCUUUCUGUGGACAGUUUUACUUUGUAUUUCUAUUUUCAACUUUAUGUUGUUAAUUGAAUUUAGAUGCAGGCAGGUCUGUGGAUUGUUUGUGGAAACACA
Anoplopoma fimbria (sablefish) is the source of this 3281-nucleotide messenger RNA. RefSeq lists its product as uncharacterized. Lineage: Eukaryota; Metazoa; Chordata; Actinopteri; Perciformes; Anoplopomatidae. The record is from RefSeq and is a predicted model, not a curated record.